This is a messenger RNA of Gossypium raimondii (Peruvian cotton), 720 nucleotides long. RefSeq lists its product as uncharacterized. The record is from RefSeq and is a predicted model, not a curated record. The transcript has 3 exons. Bases 1 to 720 code for a protein of 239 amino acids. Lineage: Eukaryota; Viridiplantae; Streptophyta; Magnoliopsida; Malvales; Malvaceae. Gene Ontology annotation, molecular function: RNA-DNA hybrid ribonuclease activity; nucleic acid binding.
AUGUUGGAAAGAUCCUCGAAUUCCAGGAAGAUGGUCAAUUUAGAUGGAAGUUGGAACUUGGAGCUGUUUCGUGUCUGGGUGACUGAAGAUGUGAUCAAUAGGAUUACUAGUAUUCCCCCUCCACACCCAGAUUCCGAUUCGGAUAAAGUGAUAUGGGCCCGCUCAAUGUCAGGAGUCUUCUCAGUUCGCAAUACUUAUUGGUCUUUGAAAGAGGAUUUUUGGAACUCUCAAGAUGAGCAUAGGAAGAUUAACUGGAAAUAUCCGGGUCCUCAGAGAGAUAGUAUUCUUACUUGGUCAUGUCUGUUUGGAUUAAUCUCUUGGCGCAUCUGGAAGAAUAGAAAUUUAUUUAUCUUCCAACGCAUUUCAUGGACAACAUUUGAAGUGGUGAAGGUCUCUAGUUGUUGGGCUCGCCAAUACGAAUCACAUCUUGGUGAUCACAAUAGUAAUAAUCAAAGUUCAAAUUCCACGAAUAAUUUAGAUGACACUUGGGAGUACUUAUCCACUGGUGGGGUUGUGGCCAGAGAAUCUGGAUAUGCUGCAACAGGAGGUGUGGCUCAUGAUCAUGAUGGUAAUUGGAUAGUGAGAUUCACUCGAUUCUUAGGUGUAUGCUCUCCGUUUGAGGCUGAAGUUUGGGGCAUUCUGAAUGGGAUCCUUAUUGUGCUAAAUAAGGGUUAUAGAUGGAUCAUUAUCAUGACUGAUAACCUUCCAGAAUUUGACUGA